AUGCCGACUCCGGCCACCUUUCCGUACCUGGCCAAGGCUACGAUCAAGUACAAAAGUCCACACAAACAGGAUCUCACCUUCGCAAAGGGAGAGACAAUUCGUGUCACUGGUAUCGCUCCAAAGACCGAUGCAACUGAAGAGGAUGGUGAUGACGAGGAUGAUGAUUGGUUGAUUGGAGAGACGCUAGAUGGAUCUCGCAGUGGUACCUUCCCUGGAAGUUUCGUCGAGCCAUCCGACGAGGUAGAUGAAAAGCCUUCGCACGCGGCUGAGGCUACAAUUGCAGAGGCCACGGCACCUCCAUCUGCACCUGGUGCGAUCCCGAGUGAUGCACCCACCGACCAUGAAAGCUCAACCAUCGAGGAGUCUCCUGCGCAUCAAGCUGACACAAUCCCAGAGGCUGCACGGGAGGCUGCCAAGAAGGGCGAGACCGAAGAGGCUGGCUUUGGCGCUCCUUUGCCGCCUCGCCCACCUUCCCCGGAUGCCGAUGAGGCGGAAGCUUUGGAGAGUAGCGAGGACGCUGCUCAACCUGAAGUAAAGGCAAACGAUGCUGCCGAGAACACAGGUAGCGGCUCGAAGCCAGCUGUCGGUGCCGCCGCUGCUGGUGCUGCUGCUGCCACCACUGCUGGAGUUGCCAGUAUAGCUGCUGCAUCUUCCACAGAAAGCAAGCCGGGAACAUCGACAGCCGCAAAGUCUCCUCCUGCCAUAGCAUCCAAACCACCAGCCAUGUCAAGCUCCUUCCGCGAUCGACUUGCGGCCUUCAACAAACCAGCCGAUCCGGCUCCACCUCCCAUUCCCAAAGCCAGGCCCGGAGGAUGGAAGCGACCCACUCCCGCUGCUACCGAGACCAAGCCAGUGCCUCCUAGUGCGCCAGCUGUCUCCUCCCCCGCUGCUUCAAAGCCACGACCCGUGACUUCUCCCUCUACCGAGGCAACAGAGCCACCAACCUCGACCGAGUCGUCCAGUGGUGGAGGUGGAGCUUUCAGCGCAGCCGACGCUCAAAGCAGUAUCAAGAUGAGCUUGAAGGAGAGAAUGGCUGCACUGCAACGCAACGAAGCAGCUGCAAACGAGGCUGCCGCUCCUCAGCUCAAGCCAAAGCCUUCGGUGCCUGGUAAGAUCGGAGCUGAUCGUAGGAAUGUUGCUCUCCAGGGCAUGGGUCUUGCUCCUGGUGCCGCAGUACCGACUAGGAAAUCGAGCGCCGAAGCUAGUGCCGAUACUGGGGAUGCUGCUGCUGCUGCUGGCACCACUACAGAGCCUGGAAUUGUCGAUCCAGAAGCCGCACCGACCAAAGCUGAUCAAGCUGAAAACGACGCAGCUGACACUGAGGGAAAGGAUGCAGCCGUCGAUGAGGGAGGCGAGCAGGCUCAAGAAAAGACGGACGAGCCAAAAGAAGCUCUCACAGAAGAAGAGCAGGAAGCCGAACGACGCGCUGCGAUCGCCAAGCGUAUGGCAGCACUCGGUGCUCGUCGCAUGGGUGGUGCACCCGUGCCUUUUGGAGCGCCUGCACCACCUAAACGCACUGGUACAUCUGCCAGCAUUGGAUCAGCCGAAGGAACGUCUUCUGAGCCUGGCAUCAGUAUACCCACCGAGUCUUCGGCCUCAGCAGCUGUCGAAGAUGCCGAGGAAGCUGCUGUCACCUCGCCUGUCGCAACUGAGGACAGCGGGGUUCGCUCGAAUGCCGGGCAAGAUGUCGCUGGUGAGGAGCCUAAGAUCCUUGCCGUGCCCAGACGAACUGCUGCACCUCGCAAGAAGAAGCCGGUGCCACAGGCUGCUGGUGCCGGUGCUGGCGUUGCAGUUCUGGGAGAUGAUGUGGCUGCUGAAGAGUCAGAGACUGUAAAGACUGCUGGUGGGGCCGAGGCAGAGGUGAGCCAUGAGGUGGAGUCUGAGCAGACAACUUCUGCAGCAGCUGUCGACGCCGACGAAGUGACGCCCGCUGACGAGCCUGCCGAUGCCACCAAAGCAACUCAAGACAAUGCCGGGCCCACGUCGGCCCUUGCGUCUCAUGAAGCGGACGGUGCCCGCGAAGCAACCCAACAAGACACAGCUGGCGAUGAGGCCGUCGAAGACGACCCAGAGAUCGCUGAGAACCAGCGUCAACUUGAAGAGUACCUGCGUGGCGAGGGCUUCUACGAGGAUCAGGUCGGUGCUGUAGCACCGCACGACGGCGCUGGCGCUGCUGUGGACGACUAUGCACAGGCACCAGGUGCUGCUGCGACCGGUGGCGUGCCUCCAGACGAUGUCACCUCUCCCAAGCCCCCUAGCCGACCUCCUAGCACUCGACCUCCCAUCCCCAAGACGAGUCUUCCUCCUCCACCAACGUCUACCGAGCAAGACGGUGCGGCUAUUGGACGUAUCGCAAGCCCUCCAGCUGCUGGGUCGCGACGUGGAAGCUUGAUCCCACCUGUGCCGACAACCCCUCUCCCAGUGCCGGUAGAGUCUACUGCUGAAGAGACUGAGGAGCUCCAGUCGAGCGUAGCGCAAGCCGAAGACGAGACUGAAGCUGCCACUGGUCCAGUGCUUGCUGCUCCACGCCCAAGGAUGGCUAUUGCCACUGAGGAUCCUGAGGAUGAGGAACUUCUUGCUGCUGCCGCUUCUGCUGCCGACGAGACGGCUGAGGCAACAAUGCAGGCGGCCUCUCAAGCCGAGCCUGAACAGCAGCCGCAGCAGGAAGAUGAGCUCUCUGAAGAGGAACAAGAAGCACAGCGACGUGCCAAUCUUGCUCGUCGAAUGGCCGCUCUUGGAGGGCAGAGGAUCGGUGCUUUCCCUGGUAUGGCUCCACCUCCUAUUAUGGGAGCACCUAUGCCUGUCAGGAAGGCUGCUGUGCAGACUGAGGAAGCGGCUGAAAAGCAGCAGCAGCAGCAACAGACUCCUCAGGGCGAGAGCGAGCUUUCUUUUGUGCCUCGAGCAAAGUCGCCUGGUGCUGCUAGUGUUGAAGCUCCUGUACGACUUGCAAGUCCACCUCCUAUGCCCACUAGUCCACCUCCCAAGCCUAUGUCUCCUCCACCGCCUGCUCGAGCAGUCCCAGCACCAGGUGAGGCAGCUUCCCCAUCCUCCCCAGUCCCGGCCACAUUGCCGGGUGGUCGAUCAAUAAGUACAGUCCCCAUGGCCAACUUGGACGAAGCCAUCCGCUCCGCUAGCCCCGCGAACAGCAGCUUAGGCAGACGCCCUUCCAUGAAGCCUCCCGUUCCUGCUGGUAUCAGUGCCUCACACUCGCGUGAUAACUCCCUCGUCGUAGAAGGGGAGGAGGAGCAGCGUGAAUUGGCUACAGGUCCACCACCUUUGCCUGUUAGCCCGCCACCUUUGCCCGUCAGCCCACCGCCUCGUCCUUCCUCGAGAGCUCCACCUCUGCCGGGAAGUCAUGGUGGUGUGCCUCCGAGAAGACAAGGUUCUUCUGCAUCGUACGCUUCGCAUGAUUUGCCUCCGAUCCCUACUACUGCUUCUCUGACGGUAGAACUACCGACGCCGCCCAUCCCAGCGAGGACGGAGUCUAGUCACCCCCCUUCCCCUCCCUCUGCUGCCCCCGCUGCCGGUGGUUCAAGUGUGAGCAUCGGCGCACGCCACUCAUCCCGAGAUCUUGACCUGAUGCCUUCCUCUCGAUGGUGGCGUCAUGGAUUGAACCCUCUCCGACUUCCACCUUCAGUCGCUGGUCGACCCGAUGCAAUCCUUUACGCUGACACUUCCUCGAACCCUGACCCUAACACGGGGGUUCAGGUGCACAAUGCGGAAAUCUUUAUCCUAUUCGAAGACUACUCCACCACAACCAUCUCUCUCUUUUUCCAGGAUGAUGAUUUGGAUGAAACACAAACCAAGUUGGAGCAAAGGCAUAGUUUCCCACCUCCCAAACCAUCCCAAGCUGACCUGAAACAAUGGAGUGCCAACAUGGGUGCUACUGUAGCUAAACUCGCUUCUGACGCUGCCAAAGCAGGCAACGGCAUUGGCGAUGGAUCAUCACGCACAUUCAUCCAACACAUCCUUGCCCAAACACAAGCCUUACCACCAGUAGGACUCUCUGUCGGAGCAACAGUAUUGACGCAAGUAGGACCCACCUGUAUGGAAUCCAACGAUGAACCUCGGCCAGGUGACAUUGUCUAUUGCGCAAAUGCGGAUUUUAAAGGCAAAAAAGGUUUGGCUCCUUAUCAUGCACUUUAUGGUUCACAAUCAGAUCCGUUGCUGGCGGUAGUGGUCGAGGUUGAGGCUAAGAAGAAUAAGUUAAGAUGCAUUACUCAGGGUAGUGGGAGUAAAAAGGGAGGAGCGGUGGAAGAGAUUAGUUUGAGAAUGGACGAUUUCAAGUCUGGAAUAGUAAAGGUUUAUAGGGUAGCUCCUCGAGUUGGAUGGGUUAAGGAUUGGUAG
Molecule: messenger RNA, 4347 nt
Organism: Ustilago hordei
Lineage: Eukaryota; Fungi; Basidiomycota; Ustilaginomycetes; Ustilaginales; Ustilaginaceae
Exons: 1
Coding region: 1-4347 (1448 amino acids)
Molecular function (GO): protein binding
Source: RefSeq, a predicted model, not a curated record